This is a messenger RNA of Cariama cristata (Red-legged seriema), 968 nucleotides long. RefSeq lists its product as uncharacterized. The record is from RefSeq and is a predicted model, not a curated record. The annotation marks the transcript as partial. Gene Ontology annotation, molecular function: RNA binding. Gene Ontology annotation, cellular component: nucleus. The transcript is spliced from 4 exons. NCBI's taxonomy places the organism in Eukaryota, Metazoa, Chordata, Aves, Cariamiformes, Cariamidae.
UGAAAUCAGAUGAGUUACAAACAAUCAAGAAGGAAUUAACCCAAAUCAAAACAAAAAUUGACUCCUUGCUAGGGAGACUGGAAAAGAUUGAAAAGCAGCAAAAAGCUGAAGCAGAAGCUCAAAAGAAACAAAUGGAAGACAAUGCUGAUUUGAUUCAAGAGGAAUGCAUAUCAGAGAAUGCAGAUAACUCUACAGAAGAGCCAAUUGAAGGAGGGCCAGAUGCAGAUGGGGAUGGAGAAGAUAUGACUGAUGGGAUAGAGGAGGAUUUUGAUGAGGAUGGCAGCAAUGAGCUGGAUGAAUAUUCAUUCGUAGUCAAUGAGCAAUUAGUUCACACAAAGAGGAACAGUUUCAGCUGGAAAGAUUCAAAAAGUCCUAUCUCAGAAAACCCUGCAGCCCUGUAUCAGGGAGGUGGUGGUGGGAGACUCAAAGCCUGUGAGGCAGUGAGUGGAGUUGGUCCUGCCUAUGCCAUAGCUGGGUUGUCUAUGCUAAGCAACGAGCUACUGGACAAAGCAGAGCUACAAGAAGAGUGGGACUGGAUAAACACUCAUCCCAGCUGUUCCCAUGGGAGAAGAGAAAUAUUCCUGAGAUCCACUGGCAGAUGCUUCCCAAGAAGACAGACUAUGCCUCUGCUUCAGGGAAGCAAACAGCAAAUGGUAGUGGCUGGAGGGCACUGCAGAGGCAAAAGCAAAGGGAAGACAGAGACGCAGAGACCAGUAAGGGCUUGCCAAGGAACCAGUGUUUGGGCCAAGGAGCAGAAUACAGGGGUUCACCUCUGGUUUAGAGUUAGAGCCACUUUGCUCAGUCCAGCUACACCAAAGCAGCCCUGUAACCCAGCUGCAAACCUGGCUGAAAAGCAAUCAGCAUUGAGCAAUAGAGUAAUUUUCAGAGAAGGAAGGGCUGAGUCCCAGGGGCAAUCCCCACCACGAGGGUUAUGGGAUCCACUCCGACCACAGCUUUAUGAACCUUAA